AUGCUGUUCUCUCUUGUUGUGUCCAACCAGUGGACGCUACGCCAGCUAGAUGUUCACAAUGCGUUCUUGAAUGGACACCUGGCAGAGACGGUGUAUAUGAAGCAACCUCCGGGAUAUGAGGAUCCGACCAAUCCCAGUCAUGUGUGUUUUCUUCAGCGUUCUCUUUAUGGCUUGAAACAGGCUCCACGCGCCUGGUUCAAGCGUCUCCAUGAUUUUCUGUUGUCUGCAGGUUUCAAGUCCUCCAAAACAGAUGUCUCUCUAUUUUACUACACAGCUGGGGACUCCCGAGUUUUCUUACUCGUCUAUGUCGACGACAUUAUCAUGAUGGGAAACGAUGCCGCCCUGGUAACCUCUCUACUGCAACGGCUUGCGACAGCAUUCAAAAUCCGAGAUCUUGGUACUCCACACUUCUUCUUGGGUAUUGAAACCAUUGCAGACAGUGAUUGGAUUAUUCUCUCGCAACGGCGUUACACAACUGACCUCCCAGGACGAGCUGGAAUGGUUGACUGUAAGCUUCUUGCUACACCAGCAGCUGUUACUAAGUCAGUCGUACCGUCUGAUGAGCCGUUUGAGAAUCCGACUCAGUAUCGUCGUGUGGUCGGCGCUUUGCAAUAUCUGACUAUCACCCGGCCGGAUCUUGCGUACUCGGGGCUUGUCAAACGUGUCCUGCGCUACAUUAAGGGGACACUCUCACUAGGGUUACGGUUCUCGCCGUCGUCUACUACUCACAUACAGGCCUAUUCGGACUCUGAUUGGGCAGGGUGUCCUAUUGACCAGAAAAGUACAAGUGGGUUUGCUGUCUGUCUGGGGUCUAAUCUCAUCUCCUGGCUCUCCAAGAAACAGCGCACCGUUGCUCGGUCCUCCACAGAGGCAGAAUAUAAAGCUCUAGCUGACAUGUCUACUGAAGUCACUUGGGUUGUUACUUUGUUACGGGAAUUAGGCCUACACUCUGGUGAACCUGCUUCCUUAUGGUGUGACAACCUUGGGGCGACUUAUCUAUGUGCGAAUCCGAUUUUUCAUGCAUGCACUAAGCACGUUGAGAUCAACUACCACUUCGUUCGUGACAAAGUGGCAUCGGGGGACUUUGUUGUCAACUACAUCUCUACUACGGAUCAGCUGGCUGACAUCUUCACCAAACCGCUUCCAGCACCUCGGUUUGCCACUCUACAGGACAAGCUCAAUAUUGUGCUUCACCAACCUUGUGCUUGA
Ipomoea nil (Japanese morning glory) is the source of this 1209-nucleotide messenger RNA. RefSeq lists its product as uncharacterized. The coding region runs from base 1 to 1209 and encodes 402 amino acids. Lineage: Eukaryota; Viridiplantae; Streptophyta; Magnoliopsida; Solanales; Convolvulaceae. The transcript is spliced from 2 exons. The record is from RefSeq and is a predicted model, not a curated record.